Molecule: messenger RNA, 2346 nt
Organism: Pocillopora meandrina
Lineage: Eukaryota; Metazoa; Cnidaria; Anthozoa; Scleractinia; Pocilloporidae
Source: the annotation of a GenBank genome assembly
AUGGCCGUGGAGUUUAUCGGUUUUUUCUCUGUGCUUCUUUUCUUUCUCUCUUCUUGUCAAGCCAAGCUAGGGAACUACAGUGAGGCUCAGUGCAAGGUCUUACCGGUUGGAAAAGGGACUGCAUCCGAAUUCCGCGCUGGGGCUUCCGAGAAGGGUGUUAGAAUAAUAUACUUAGAUUUGAAGUUCCAUAACGACAGCUACCGUCCAUUAGAGUCAGAAAACGAGUUUCUCCCAAAUAGAUGGGUUUGGGCGAAUUUGAUCAGCGAGCCAAUGUUGUCUUUGUCCUAUGACUAUGAUAUUUUGUCCAUGGGCCUCCUUAAAUACCAAACAAGAAGUAUGGAUGUGCUGUUGGAAGAUCACCCAAGCGGAUGCCUUGCGAACUUGAAAUCAUCCUAUCAAAACAAGGUAGUUGGAAGAGCACUUCUGAGUAUGACACAGAUAAACUCAGGUGAACCAUCAGAUAAGAAUGUUGUGUGUGUUGCGAUGAUUGAAAACUUUUUAUGGAGCUCCUUUGAGGGAAAUGUUAAAUUCCAGUGCUGUAAGAUGAGGAAAGACGAAAACACGGGGUCUGCUUCAAUUCAAUGUGAGCUGGAUGUUCAAGUUAGCGGUUGGUUCCAAGCUUUUAAUGGUACCCUAAACCUUUUGACUGUGCUAAUGAUACUUUUUUGUCCAGCGUUUCUCCUUUUCCUGCCGGAUUCCAUUUUCAAUCUUCAAGAGGAGUGUAAAAAAGAAGAGCGACGCGAAAACGAGCAACAGUCAGAAGACAGCCAUCAUCGACAGAGCAAUCAACAAAGAAGCAGGUACGGAUCAACUGCUGAAGCUUCAGUAAAUGACAAUGUUCAAAAUGACGAUUUAAUUCCUCUUAAAACUUUAUCUUUUUUGACUCAGAGUCAGCGAGCUAAUUCCCAAGUAGGCGAAGAUAAAUCAAACAAACACGUGCAAAGUUUAUUUUAUUUAGACGAACCAAAUCCAAUUACCUUCUCCUAUUUUAUAAGAACUUAUACAGAAGAACGUACAGAAUUAUUUUCAUUUCAUUCCAAACUUGCAUUUCUCUGGUAUGGUGUUAUUCCAUUUUUUGUGUAUCUAAGAUUAGUAUUAAACUACAUCGUAGAAAGUAAAUUUAUGGAGGAAGUGCAUAAAAAACCAAAGGCAUCUCUGGUGGGACACUUGUUUUCAUAUAUUUUCGAUUUUCAAGGUUUAUUCAGCUGGCUAAUGGCUCUCGCUCCUUUGAUUUUAAUUUUAUUUUCAAGUCCUAAGGAUUUCCUAAUUACUGUCAGAGAGGAUAUUGGACAAGUCGUAUGCCCUGUUUGCAAAGAAAAUACGGUUUCAGUAGGAGAGGACAUGCUCCGACACUUAGGAAAGUUAGCAGUAAACAGUUACAAGUUAGCUUCAUGUUUAAUUACCCUUCACCAAAAAGCACUGGUAGGGUCUAUAAAGUUCUUUACACGUUACGGUAUUGAGAAACGAGAUAGAACUCCUUUCAUUGCCUCGUGGGUGUUAUUCUGGGAUUUUGUUUCAGUAAUAGUUGUGGGUGGCAUUUUUGGAGGAAUAUGCCUCUGUCUUUUGUUAGUAGGAUUAGUCUUGCUUAUUUUUUGGUAUUCACCGUGGUUUAGUCUGAUCCAAGUCUGUUUUAGGAAACUAUUGCAAAUAGCAAGAAAACGUAUCCACGAAAUACGCAACGAAAACCUUCUUUUUCACACGCAUAUUUUAAAGUUGUUUGUUGUUGAAUUUUUUGUAUUUUGUUUUUAUUUACUCGUAGAGGCAAUAUUAACAGACGGCUGUUGGGUAGGGGGCCUGUCUUGCCGAUGUAUCACUCGCAUGUUUGGUUUGGUGAUUUUAGGUCUUGUGUUAAAUGCGUCAAUCGUGGGCCCAUUUGUAGCAUUAUCUAUCGUUGCUUUAACAAACAUUUAUCUAUGUUACUAUAAUCUGCAAAUGCGCUACCGAGAUGUAAAGGAAAUGAUUUCGGAGAAGUGGCAGACUCUUGAUGGAAAACACGAGCACGAUGCAAUUCCAGAAGAUCUAUUUUGGCGCAUUUGUAGUGGCGCGUCAAAUUCAAAUAACACAGUUCCACCAGUUAGGGGUGAAGUAAACCUCAUGCUUUGCAAUAUGGCCAUCAUUUUGAUAUUUCUAUUUUUGGUUCACUGCUCUGUAUUUCUAGUAACUGAUGCGAAGAGCAUUUCAGCAGUGCCAUCAACGAUUACUGUGUUUUUAAGCGGAGCUAUUCCUGGGUUAUUUUUCAAAGGAUUGACUAACGGAAAGCGAUUUACAGGUGAGACAAGGGUGAGAAUGAUUAGAGAAAUCGAGGGGGCGGUUAUAGACUACAAGGAAAAUACCGCGGUAGAAGUG